This is a messenger RNA of Microthlaspi erraticum, 525 nucleotides long. NCBI's taxonomy places the organism in Eukaryota, Viridiplantae, Streptophyta, Magnoliopsida, Brassicales, Brassicaceae. The record is from the annotation of a GenBank genome assembly.
AUGGAAAAAGAUCUGACUUCCAUUUCUUCAGUAGGGGAGAAAGAGUCUUUCUUGGUUGACUGCCGGGAAGCUUUACUUGGUCUCAAACUCAAAGGCUUGGCUAGAAGGCAGAACUCUUUCUUAAGUGGCCACAAGCAAGCCCAGAAGAAUCGAAUCAUCGCCCAAAAGCAAGGGAAUGAACUCACGAUCUACGAAUAUCAACGGCCUUUCCCAACCCCGAGUCUAUUUGGAGUCAUAGUUCGAUCCACAACCACAAGCCAAGCUUUCUUAGAAGCACAGCUGAAUGCACACUUCCUUCCUGGCUUAUUGAAUACUGAAAAGCACAGGAAGAUUUUAAAGCGGAAAGAAGAUUCUAGCCUUCCUUCCAUAUUCAAAGAUCAAGGAAGACGAGCAAGAAAACGGAUGCGCGUUAGCGCAACGGCUUUCGCUAACGUUGUUCAAUCCGUUGCUUGUUCCCUUGACCUUUCAUUCACUCUGAUUGACGCUACCCGGUCCACUCAAAGCUUUCAGGCGUUCCUCGGCUGA